Seriola aureovittata is the source of this 3747-nucleotide messenger RNA. It is a transcript of the gene il17rc, whose product is annotated as interleukin 17 receptor C. Gene Ontology annotation, molecular function: interleukin-17 receptor activity. The coding region runs from base 420 to 2396 and encodes 658 amino acids. Lineage: Eukaryota; Metazoa; Chordata; Actinopteri; Carangiformes; Carangidae. The transcript has 15 exons. The record is from RefSeq and is a predicted model, not a curated record.
UAUGGGGGUAAUUUGAUACAAUUUCUAAUGUUACGUUAAUUAUACACAUUUAUCUCAUAGCACUGUUUGCUUGCGUCAUGCCUGAAGGUGUGUUAAGAAGGGGCUAUUCAGUUCCCAGUCAUUGCUUCUGCUAAGGGAUUUGUGAACUUGACACAUCAAGUCAGUCUUAUACCAGAAAACUAUUGGAGAUAGUUUGCUUUAAGUUUUAUUCACAGCAAAGAAAGAGCUGUCAAAGAAAACCUACUCCGGCAGUCAUUUACAUUUCUUCCAGGAUAUUAUCAUUACGUUUAUCUCUAACCGAAAGUCAUGAUGGGGAGGAAGACUCUGGACUUGUUAAACAUUUUCACGCUGCUCUUGGAGAGAAAUACGUGCAGACACCGGCUGUAGGACUCAAACCUUUCUGAGUGACCCGAGACAACAUGUAUCUACCUGGAUGGUUCAUUUGGUGGGUUUCACUGACCAUACCCAUGUCAGCCUGUGGUUUGGAGGUUUCUGGACAUGACAGCGAUGAAGUCAUUUGCUCACAGGGUCUCUCUGAAUGCACCAUGAAGGAUGAGAUACCCUUUCUGCUGGAGAAUGAUGCUGUGGAUGUUCUAAACCUAACGGCGUAUUUCAAGCUCUGCUCAAAGAGCAGCGAGUCUUGUACAUUAUGUCUGGUGAUAGACAUGGAGCUCCACAUCCAUCCCGAUAACGACACGGAGGAUGAAGACCACUCUGGGCUUGAUGGGGAGGAUUACAGUGAGGUGAUGAGAGAUCCAAAAGCCUCUGUGACAGUGUGUUACAACACACCGUCUACCAUACCCACAUGCAAGAAGGUGGAGUUCACGGUUAAUCACGCAGCUCUUACGCAACAAAACCAGGCAAAGGUGUCCAUGGUGAUUACUGAGCCACCUGGGGUUUCCUUCAGCACUAAAGUGUUUGUUUAUCCUCAUGAAUUGCUACAUCUAAAACAAGAAGUUAUCGCUCCUUCUCUACAUGAAGUGUGUUCCCAGAAGCUGAAGAAAUGUGUGAAUCAGUGUCGUGUGCCUAAAAUCAAUAUUACAAUUCACGAAGACAUGAAAUACGUGGAGCUGCUGUUCGAUGGCAACAAUAACAGCGUCCCCUCUGUGUGCGUCCAGUAUGAGCAGAACGGGACAUGUCAGAGUUGGAACAAGAAGAAAAUCCCACUCUAUUCUGUGACCCACUGCAUGUGUCUCCAGGCAUGGUAUAAUCAGAACUACGUGCGCGCUCAAAGCUGCCCCUUCAGAAACACGGAUCGAUCCCACAGGAACGUGUGGGAGAACGUGUCAGUGUCUGUAAGCCAUGGUCACUCCAACCACUAUGGCUCGAUGCUGCUGUGGAACAUAUCUGCCCCCUGCAGGCUGGAGGGUGAGGUGUGGCCCUGUCACAAAGAGAACAGCUGCAAAGAGAUGAAGGGCCUCAGAAAACAGCUGGCAAAUGGCAGUUGGAGACAAAACAGCAAAGGACUCUGGGAGAAAACAGGGGCGUUUGAAGACAUAAACCUUCAGCUCUCACCAUGUGUUAUGGUGAAAGUAAAAGGAAUGGGACGUGAGUUGGGUCCGUUCUGCUUUACUAACACUGACAGGUGGCGCUGGAGUCUCCUGGUUGUCGGUGUUGUGCUGCUGGUUUUCUUGGCUGUGCUCUUAUUUUAUUUACAUCACGAUUUUGUCAAGAAAUGGGUGUGGAGCUGGCAUCAUGGCGGAUUUGUGAAGAUCAGCAGAAAGGGUCACGUGGUGCUGCUGAGCCCCCCAGAUUUGGAUGAUGGUCUUUCAGAUUCAGUUUGUCGACUCGGCUCUCUGCUCUGCAACAAAGGCUUCAAUGUAUCUGUGGACCAGUGGAGCAGGAAGGAGCAGUGCACUCUGGGGCCUCUGCUGUGGCUGCACUCAAAGCUACUGGAGCUGGACAGCCGGGGGAACCGAGUUGUGGUUGUUUUGAACCGCAAAGCCAUAGAGAGAACGGAGGAAUGGAUGCAUCAGUACGAGGAGGUUAUCAAGACAAAGGGGGAAGACAAGGGUCUCCCUCAGAUGUGUUCCCCUUACUCUGACCUGUUCACAGCCUCCCUGUGCAUCAUUCAUGCGGACAAGCAGCUGGGCAGGGCUGGAGAACGUUUUCUUCUGGUAAAAUUUGACUCUCAUCCGAGCAGUGACAGGAAUCUACCAGAGCUUCUUCAGGGGCUGCCUCUGUUCCAGCUUCCCUUUCAGACUCAGGCACUCCUAACUGAGCUAACUGUGGGACACACUGGGACAUCAGGUGGAAAGACAUGGACACGGUGGAAAUGGGGCGGCUCAUAUGGAUGGAGUUCAAAGACUAAAGAGGGACAAAACCAGCAGAGGGCAUCACUAUAUAACCUUGGAGUUGAGAAAAACUUGGAGACAAAACCCUUAAAGCAUCCAUGAAGGACAAGUUCAUCCAAGUCAUGGAUGAAAUAAAGAUCUGACAUUCUUUGGCAACAACCUAUGUUGUGGUUGUUGUCAACAAAUCCCAUUAAAAGACCCAAAUCAACAGUGGAUGAUUCUACCUCUCAGUACUUUCAAGGCCAGAUGUGUCCACAUACAGUGGCAAGAAAAAAUAUAUGAACCCUUAGGAAGGACCUGGUUUUAUGCAUUGAUUGGUCAGAAAAUAUGAUGUAAUCUUCCUCCAUCCUGUGUCUUUAAUGAAACCAGUCAUUAAACAUUCAUAGUGCUGGUGGAAACUCUGGACCAUUAUUUCUACAGAAUAGCUUCAGCUCAGCCGUCUUCUGUCUGUUGUCAACAUUUCUCUUUAGGUCAUUCCACAGCGGCUCUGACUGGGUUAAGGUCUGGACUCUGACCAGUAGCCACAGAACUGUUGUCUCCAUUAAUAGACAGUUUGUCUAAGGGUGGACUGAGGAAUAUUUUUUACUCUUUGACAUGACUCUGUGACCCGUUCCAGCUUUAUGCAAAUCAACAAUUCUUGUUUGUAAGUUUUCUAAGAAGUCUUUUUUUACAAGUCAAAGUAGCUCUAACCCACACCACCUCCAAUCUCCAAUUAGCUUUUGUUUAUGCCAUUAGCCGAAGGGUUCACAUACUUAUUCCAGCCUACACUGUGAAUGUUUGGUGUUUUCAGUAUGGACAUAAACAAUACAAUGAUUUAGAUGUUAUUAAUUAAAAAUGAUUGUGUGUGUUCAUACUUGAAACUUUGAUGAAGAUUUGACCAUAUUUUAUUAAUUUAUACAUGAACAGAGGUGAUUUCAAAGGGCUUACACUUACUUUUCUUGCCACUGUAAGAUUUGAAUGAAUUUCCUAUGACAUCUGGGCACUGGGCAGUUUUAAGCAAACAUUAUGCAAGCAGGAGUAAGUAGUGCAUCUGUUUAGGUCUGUUCUAAGCUGAGGAUUUGAUGCAUUUGUGAGUAUUAAGUGCAGUAGGAUGUGUAUGACGGCCUCACAACAAGCUGCAGUGCCCAUGUUUUGUGUACUGGAGGAACAUGUCACAUGUCAGUGUAACAAUGUGGCUCACUGGUGUCUUUUAAGUUGUUUUUGGACAACAAUGGAGCUGUAUGGCACAGAGGAAUAAGCUACACCAGUCAUUAAGUUAAAUUAUCAAUUCAUUGUUUGUUUUGGCUUUUUUCCCACUGAAUCUGGUGAUUAUAUUAAAAAUAUAAAAUAUAACAAGUCAUAUCCUUUAAGCUGCAAAAUGUUUAACCUAAAAUCCCUCAGACUAAAUAUGUCCAUGUAGGACUACUGUAGGUCUGUGCACACUUGUCUAUAAAUAAAUGUGCUUAUUUCUGUG